UAACGGUUUUAAAUGGUUAAUUUCAAUCUGUAUUGCAUCUCUAUCAUUCAUAGAGUCAGAAUGGCUCAAAGUACAACUGAUCUGAAGCAUGUGAAGCUUUGUUACACAUCUAACCAGAAGCCCAGAGUUUGUCCAGCGUGAAACCACACAUAGACCUUCACAAGAGUUGCAAUAUGAUGAGCUCAACUGUUUGUUUAACACACUUCAACUGUUAUAUCUCACAACACGCACACACAUUAUGAGUGGGACUGUAUAAAAGAGCAACUUUCCCAUCUCUUGGGUUGAAGAGUCGUUGUAGUCUGACUGUGACUUUUCUGAUCUUCUAAUCUCACUGUUGCUCCCCAACUCCAGAAAAAUACUGAAAACCGAAUCUGACAAAAAGAGACAACAGUAUUCUCAAGGUUGUUUUCAGCAUCUGCUCUUCACUAGAUCUAGAGAAUCUGAGGGAUUCGACUGAAUCAAGAUGCUGCUGAUCAUUGAAGCUCUUCUUCUCAUUUUAGCUGCUCUAGGACAGGAUCACAGAGCAGCUGCUGCUGCAAGAAAGAUAUAUACAUUGGAUAUGGCACCAAAUUCUGUUGAUGACCAGUAUGACGGCUGCGAAGAGAAAAUAGCAGACUUGGUGAAAACAAAAUAUCUGAAGAUGGAAAUGUGUAAAUCUACUGAAUUUAACAAAACUUGGCAUGAUGGUCAAAAUAAAGCCAAGAAUCCAGAGGAUAAUUUAAAACAGAUUCAUUCAGUUGCCAUUUACGUUUACACUAACAAUAAUUCUGUUGUAUAUCGUGAUUUCAACAAUGCUGUCCGUAGUGAGAAACAAAAAUACAAAGACGAGACAUUCUCAUGGUAUUCACUUCACUUUUUGUUAACAAAUGCAACAAAGAUUCUGAAGAAAACACAAACUAAAUGCUAUUCAACGUAUCGCGGUACUACAGUUGAAUUUGCUAAUGAUGUUGUGAACAAAGAGAUUCGUUUCGGCUCAUUUACAUCCUCCUCUUUUGAUCAAGCAGUAGCAAGUGGUUUCGGACCUAGAUCUUGUUUUGAAAUUGAAACUUGUGAAGGUGUUUCUGUGAUAAAAUACUCUAAGUAUCCUGACCAGAAAGAGGUGCUGAUUCCUCCGUAUGAGAAGUUUAAAGUCACCGAUGUCAAGAAGAAAGGGCAGAAAGGUGCCUGGUGUGACACUGUGUUCAUUCUGAAAAGCACUGGAACAGUGAGUUACCUGAACUGUGGUGUUGAUGCAAAACUAGUUCAAGACAGGGCCAGACUUUAAGUCUUCAUUCAGCGUGUUUCUUCAAAGUGAAAGCUUUAUUAUAAUAUAUGAUUGUUUGAUUCAUUCUGAAAAUAAUAAUUAUAAUAAUAAUCUUCACAAGCUUUUAAGUAAAUCAGCAAUGACACUUUGCACUGCCGUAAAAGUUAGCAAUCAUCUAAUGUUUCUGCUUUGUCUUAUUUUGAUCAAGUUUAACAUGUAACUCUGUAAGCUGUGCAUGGGGAAUCUGAGUAGGCAAAAAAAAAAAAAAGUUUCAAAUAAUAUUAAAACACUCUAAAACACA
Molecule: messenger RNA, 1544 nt
Organism: Cyprinus carpio (common carp)
Lineage: Eukaryota; Metazoa; Chordata; Actinopteri; Cypriniformes; Cyprinidae
Product: ecto-ADP-ribosyltransferase 5-like
Molecular function (GO): NAD+ poly-ADP-ribosyltransferase activity; NAD+-protein-arginine ADP-ribosyltransferase activity
Source: RefSeq, a predicted model, not a curated record